AUGACCGCCACCACCAUGGCGACCCACCCAACUGAUGACAGCCUGCUGGCGAUCGGCACUGCGCGAGGUGACGUGUUUGUGUGUGACGUCGCCGACCACAAGGUCCUCAGCAAGCUCAAAGUGAGCAGAAACGUUCCGGUCAAGUUCGGCGUCUUUGCCCGUCACAGCAGCGUCUUGUUCGUCAACUCUGUUGAGAGCGUGAUCAAGUGCGACUACAGCACACCACCAUACUGCAUCGCAAUGACAGAGCAGAUGACAUGGUCACGCAGGCAGUUUGACCUGUGCCACCUCCGCCCAACGACAGACCCCAGAUGCCACUCCUACGCCAUUGUGCCCGUUGUUGUUCCACCAGCAACACCUCCCGCAGAUGCGCACAAGCUUGACGACUACGAUGUCACUGCAUUGCCGUACCUGACAUCAUCUUGA
This is a messenger RNA of Salpingoeca rosetta, 426 nucleotides long. RefSeq lists its product as uncharacterized. The transcript has 3 exons. Gene Ontology annotation, molecular function: protein binding. NCBI's taxonomy places the organism in Eukaryota, Choanoflagellata, Craspedida, Salpingoecidae. The record is from RefSeq and is a predicted model, not a curated record. The coding region runs from base 1 to 426 and encodes 141 amino acids.